Molecule: messenger RNA, 1614 nt
Organism: Anoplophora glabripennis (Asian longhorned beetle)
Lineage: Eukaryota; Metazoa; Arthropoda; Insecta; Coleoptera; Cerambycidae
Product: mitochondrial folate transporter/carrier-like
Exons: 1
Coding region: 135-1073 (312 amino acids)
Biological process (GO): NAD transmembrane transport
Molecular function (GO): NAD transmembrane transporter activity
Source: RefSeq, a predicted model, not a curated record
UGGAACUCUCUUUGCCCCUGUUCCGCAAUGUUAUGAAAUUCGCUAUCAAAUUUUGAUGUAAACCUAACCUCAAAAUGUGAGCCGUCAAACCUCCGACUCCGAUUGUGAUUGUAUAUCUUUUAGUGAAAAAUAAGAUGAGUUCCGUGAUAACAAACCAAAAAAACCCCUUGGCGGCAAAGGUGAACGUGUUUAGCCAUAUCAAAUUCGAACACUUAAUCGCGGGCAUAUCAGGUGGGGUAACUUCCACCCUCAUUCUACACCCCUUGGACGUGAUAAAGAUUCGCUUUGCUGUGAGCGAUGGAAGAAUGCAAAAAACCCCGAAGUACAGUGGAAUAAUUAACGCAUUCUCCACAAUUUUCCAUAAGGAAGGUGUGAAGGGAUUGUACAGGGGAGUUACGCCUAACGUGUGGGGUGCAGGCGCCUCUUGGGGGCUGUACUUCUUGUUUUACAAUGCCAUAAAAGCUAACUUGCAGAAGGGCAACUCCGAUAUGCAUUUGGCAGCCUCGACACACCUCUUGGCAGCAUCAGAAGCCGGACUUAUGACCUUGCUUAUAACGAACCCACUCUGGGUUGUUAAAACUAGACUUUGUUUGCAAUUUGACAGUUCAACGCAAGCAUACAACGGAAUGAUAGACGCUUUAGUGAAGAUUUAUAAAGCCGAUGGCAUCAAGGGUUACUACAAAGGUCUUAUCCCGGGAAUUUUCGGUGUAUCGCACGGGGCUGUGCAAUUCAUGGUAUACGAGGAAAUGAAGAAGUACUACAGUUGCUACUACAAUCAACCGAUCAGCGCCAAGUUGGGUACCGCACAAUACUUGGCGUUUGCGGCUACUUCUAAGUUUGUAGCCGUCUCAGUUACGUAUCCGUAUCAAGUUGUACGAGCCAGACUCCAAAACCAACAUUACUGUUACAAAGGGGUUUGGGACUGCAUGAAACAGACCUGGGUGUACGAGGGAUGGCGUGGGUUCUACAAGGGAUUGGGUACCAACCUUUUAAGAGUCACUCCAGCCACCAUGAUAACAUUUUUGACUUACGAAAACGUCUCUCACUUAUUGCUUAGAUACAACAAUAGCUAGUUAGACACUUAGGCGAUGUAAUGUGAUGUACUUUUAAGAUUAUUAUUAUGAAUUAUGAAAAUAAUUUAGAUAUUGUUAGGCGUCCUUUAUUACUAAUUUUAGUAAAUAUGUACCUUGUAACAGCUUAUAAAAGUAUACAGGAUAAAAAAAUUAAGUGCCAUACCUAUCUCGAAUUAUUCUAUUGAAAUCAGAAUUUGCUUCAUUUAUUUUUAGAAUUUUCAGACUUUUUACCUAAAAGAUGUAUUUUUUGCACUAAAUAAUCACAAUUUCUUAAGUUCCUAAUUGUUGUAAUACAUUUUUGUACAGGACGAUCAAUAUAUCGAGAAUUUGUAACAGCCUGUAUAUUUGAAGUACAGUACGGAAAAUUAAACACCGUUUCCCGAAUUUAAUUAUCUUCAGUCGUUUUCAAGAAAAACAUGUUUCCCAGAUAUAUCGACCACCUUGUACAUACUUUGUUAUUUUAUUAAAAUUACUUGUUAAGUUUCAUUGUUGUGACAUUAACGUCAAAAGCCAAAGAAUAAAAACUUUCCCUGUGAAUCGA